Molecule: messenger RNA, 624 nt
Organism: Striga hermonthica
Lineage: Eukaryota; Viridiplantae; Streptophyta; Magnoliopsida; Lamiales; Orobanchaceae
Source: the annotation of a GenBank genome assembly
AUGGCGGUGGUGUCACCAUUAGCGAAGUACAAACUGGUGUUUCUCGGCGAUCAAUCGGUCGGAAAAACCAGCAUCAUCACGCGCUUUAUGUACGACAAAUUCGACACUACUUAUCAGGCCACAAUAGGCAUCGAUUUCUUGUCGAAAACUAUGUACCUUGAAGAUCGUACAGUCCGCUUGCAACUUUGGGACACUGCUGGCCAAGAAAGAUUCAGGAGUCUUAUUCCAAGCUACAUUAGAGAUUCUUCAGUGGCUGUGAUUGUCUAUGAUGUUGCCAAUCGGCAGUCAUUUUUGAACACAUCAAAGUGGAUUGAGGAAGUAAGAACCGAAAGAGGCAGCGAUGUUAUCAUUGUUCUUGUAGGGAACAAAACUGACCUUGUCGAAAAGAGACAAGUCUCGAUUGAAGAAGGAGAUGCUAAGGCUCGUGAAUUUGGUGUCAUGUUCAUAGAAACCAGCGCAAAAGCAGGUUUCAACAUCAAGCCUCUAUUCCGGAAAAUAGCUGCUGCAUUACCAGGUAUGGAAACUCUUUCCUCCACAAAGCAGGAGGAGAUGGUGGACGUCAACUUGAAGCCAACUUCAAAUGCAUCACAUAUGGAGCAGCAAGGCGGAGGCUGUGCAUGUUAG